Molecule: messenger RNA, 3498 nt
Organism: Dermacentor silvarum
Lineage: Eukaryota; Metazoa; Arthropoda; Arachnida; Ixodida; Ixodidae
Exons: 4
Coding region: 1-3498 (1165 amino acids)
Molecular function (GO): nucleic acid binding; RNA-DNA hybrid ribonuclease activity
Source: RefSeq, a predicted model, not a curated record
AUGGCUAGUACGCCCAGGGAACAGCGGCCGCGCAUCGUUCAGUGGAACGUGCGUUCGAUGCGCCGCCGUCAUCCUGAGCUCGCAGAUGGGGCUCUCCUCGACGAGUGCGACGUUCUUGCUCUGCAGGAAACGUACGUGCGCGCGGCAGAGCUCAACCUGCCGGGCCUCGUGGCGUACCAUAGCGCCACCAGCUGCCAGCAGGCGUCAUGCACGGCUAGUCCGUGUGCUGAUCCCUCACACCCGGCCGGCCGGUCGCGCGCAUCACUCUACGUGCGUGCCGACCUCGCCCAGGCCGUGGUGGGCGUGGACGACUUGUCAUGCGGGUUUUUCGAGUGCGUGGCGGUGACCGUGCGCGUGGGCCCCACCGACACAAGCGUUGCCAGUGUUUACGUUCGGCCCGGUAGGCGCUGGGACACUGAGCUCGUGGGCCGUCUGGCCGAUCGUGUUGGUGGUGACUUGGUGAUGUGCGGGGACUUCAACUCGCAUCACACUGCGUGGGGCUCCAGCCGCGACGACGACAACGGCCGCCGAUUGCUGGACGUGCUGCUGCGGGCUGGCCUGCUCGUCGCCAACAUCGGUAGUGCCACGUUCGCUCGCCGCGGCUGUGCGGGGAGUGCGAUAGAUCUCUCGCUGGUGUCGGAGCGCUGCCACUACAUCUGGCGGCGCAGCCCCGACAUGCGGGGGUCUGACCACUACCCGAUCUUCCUCGUGCCUCACACCGCCGCCCACCUCCCGACGAGAAGCUACAGUGUGGUGAAUUGGCCGCGAUUUCGGGAACUGUGUGCUACAGUGCCAGUCUCGGAGGGCGGCCUCUUCCGGCACAUUGCCGAGUGUGCGCCCGCUGCGUGGCGAGAGCACUGGACGGUGUAUAACCGCUUGGACGCGGCCUGCCGUCGCCACGCGAGGCAACGCCGCAGCGCGAGCUGGUCCAGCCUGUGCUACUCGCUUGACGAUGCGGGCGCUCGCUCGCGCCCGUGGCGCAUCCUGGGCGCCAUCCUGCGCCCCCGAGUGCCGCGCUGCCCCGCACUUUCCAUCGCGGUGACACGCGGAAUCACGAACGCGCAGCUCGCCGAGCUGCUCGCGACCACAUUCUGCCCACCACCGGGGGUCUCAGCGAGGUCAACAGAGAUCCUGCAGCCGCAGCACCACCCCCGGCGAGAGCUCAUGGCCCCGCGGCGCUACUUUCCGACAGCCGGCACCCUGGCUGAUGUUGACGCACUGUGCGCAGCUGACUUUUCCAUCGGUGAGCUGCGCGCGGUGCUCGCGUCAAGGAGGCGCCGUUCUGCCCCUGGUUCCGACGGCAUCACGUACCAGAUGCUGCGGAACUUUGACAGCGGCCAGCUUCACCUCCUGCUGGACGCCUGCAACCAGGUCUGGCGGACUGGCCGCAUCCCGAGGGAAUGGAAUGAGGCAGUGGUUGUGCCGUUACUCAAAAACGGCAAACCAUCAAGCAACCCUGCCUCAUACCGGCCGGUGUUGCUCACAUCUGCCGCGGGCAAGGUGCUCGAGGCGAUGGCGCUGCGGCGCCUCGAGUGGAUAGCUGCGGCACUGGACAUCUUGGCGGCCCAGCAGGAGGCCGAUGUCAUCUCGUCACCCGAGGAGGCCAAGCACCGCGGCGACGCGAGCUACCUGAUCCUCCUCGACGUGGUGAGCGCAUUCGACCAGCUGCCGCACGACACCAUCCUCGAUGCGCUCAGUGCCAUGGGAGUCACCGGGAGGAUGCUCGACUAUGUGGGGGAGUUCCUCAGUGGCCGUACGAUGCGUGUGCGAGUGGGGGGAGUGCUCAGCAAGCCGCGUGCCGUCACAACUGGUGUGCCUCAGGGCAGUGUGCUGAGCCCGUUCCUGUUUAACCUCGCGCUCGCGCGCAUCGGUGACUACAUACCCCAGCUGCCGGCGUACGAGGUCCGCUUCGCGGUGUACGCGGACGACAUCGCACUGUUCGCCUCGGGCCCCACGGGGAGGGGCUAUGUGGUGCGCGAGUGUGUGCAGUCCGCGCUCGACGCGGUCGACGCGUACAUCAGCGGCAUCGGCCUCACCCUGUCGGCAGCAAAGACUGAGGCGCUCCUAGUGCACCCUCGCUACGGGGGCCGCCUUGAGAUCCCGUGCCUCUCCCUCCGUGGCGCGGCUCUCCCGUGGCGAAGGCGAGUGCGCUACCUCGGCCUCCUCAUCGACCACCGACUCAGCUGGCAGCCUGCGGUUGCUGCUCUUCGCAAGGGGUCCAGGCAGGUGGCGGGCGCGGCGCGCUCUCUCAUGGCCCGCGGCCAGGGCUGCUCGCCGUCCCUCGCCCUGCGGAUGUACAACGCGGUGGCCUCGGCGAGAGUCCUGUACGGCCUGCCACUUGCUGAGCUUCACCCAUCGAAGUGGAGGAGGGGAGGGCGCUCAACCACAUCGAGCGCAUGCACCGAUCGCCGCAUGGGCGGCUGCUGGUGCACCGACUUCACUCCCUUACCCAACUCCUGCAUGGGGCGACGCGUCGCCGAAUUCACCACCUUGGUUGGCCCUGGCCCAUCGUGUGCAUGGCACCCGCCCCCUCCGCAUCGCCGUCGCCGCCUCGACAUCCGCACCACCGUGCCUGGCGUGCGAGAUAAGCGCAACACCGCCGCCUGUGCCCUGCGACAGGAGACGGCUGCCGUCAUCGAUGAGCAUCUCGCCGGCCGUGUGCUUGUUUACACGGACGGCUCGGUGCUGCGGGACGGCGCGGCUUCGGCUGCCUGUGUCGCCCCUGAGCUCUCGGUUCAAAUGCAGUGCCGCGUGUUGUCCGCUGUCUCGUCCACGCAUGCCGAGCUUGCAGCCAUCCAUCUGGCGGCCGAGCUGCUGUAUCGGAAGCGGGUCUCACGAGCGGCCAUCCUCACCGACUCAAGGGCGGCCCUCUCCAUGCUGGCCAGAGAUGACCACGGCUCCCCCAUGAUCCAGCAGCUCCAUCGUAAGCUGGACGGCGUAUGCGAGCUGGGAUGCGACCUCGUCUUCCAGUGGGUACAUUCCCAUGUUGGCCUGCACGGAAACGAGGAAGCGGACCGGCUCGCAAUGGAGGCCCAUACCGCGGCGAUGCCCAGGUCGCUCGCGGUGACGGCCUUCGACGUUGCCCACCACUCCGUGGCCGGCUACCUGCAGACACGCCACCCGGAUCCUCGCGUCGCCGGCGGCAGUCCCCCUAAGCUGCUGCCACGCAGGGGCUUGAGCCGACAUGAUCGUGCUCUGCUCCUGCGUCUCCGCAUCGGCUGCUGCCGUACCGCGGACAGAAUGAACCGGUUGACGGGUUGCGGUUCGCGGCUCUGCGGUGGAUGCGCCGACGUUGAGACGCUCGACCAUGUGCUUUUACGUUGCCCCGCGCAAGCGAUCGAGCGUGCCGUGCUCGUCGCUGCCUACCGUCGCCUGGGGCUGCCGUGCGACACCACGCAGGGGCUCUUGUUUCCGGCGGUAUCUUCCUCCAUCGCCAGGCGCGCCUUCUCGGCGCUACUGGACUUCUUGGAGGACAUCAACCUGUGCUCGCGACUGUGA